AAUAAACCCAUGAUUCCCACAAUCUUCCUGCUCUAAUCGCCCAUCAAAUGUGAAGCACAAUAUAAUAUCAAAUUGUGACUGAUACUACUCUCAUCCAACCACCAAAAUGCCUCACUACCAACUCAUGAUCCGAACUCAAAACCCUGCUCCUUACCUUGGAGGUCUUCCUGGCACUGAUGAUGGUACUGUCCUGGAAAUCGCCCAUCAAGCCGGUGCCUCCGGCGGCCAUAACUUACCUGCACCCCGGAUCUUUCCUCCGAUGUAUAGUGUCGAAGUUGAUGUCGACUCAUCUGCCGGCACCGAUGAUUAUAAGCAGAAAUUUCAAGAAGCAUGGUUACAAGGCAAGGAUUCAGAGGGCGAGGCCCUCCCUCCUGCUUCAAUCCAGAUUUGGGAUGCAGAUGAAGAGUGAUUGAUUUUGGAUUCGCACUGGCUCAAAGCGGGUCCUUAAGGAAAUUAUUGAAUUUCAAAUAUUAGUUGAGUUGCUUCAGUCAAAGAAGCCCUAAUGAGAACAGCCAGGCGUAUAGUAGGCAAGAUCGUGGUGAUGUACCAUCACUAAAUAAAGAAAUUACAAAACGACUGAGACAGCGAUGGAUAGAACACAGCCUGAGCAUUCCAGAACGGUUCACCAUUUAUUUUUAUCUAAGUAUAUACCGCCGUUAUACGCGCCGUCCAACAGGCAGCCACUUUGAAAAGA
Aspergillus caelatus is the source of this 694-nucleotide messenger RNA. RefSeq lists its product as uncharacterized. The record is from RefSeq and is a predicted model, not a curated record. NCBI's taxonomy places the organism in Eukaryota, Fungi, Ascomycota, Eurotiomycetes, Eurotiales, Aspergillaceae. The transcript has 5 exons. Bases 107 to 409 code for a protein of 100 amino acids.